AUGAGUGUAUGAAACUCUAAUACAAAUGAGUACUCAAGCAUUCGCAAAGAGAUCUCAAAUCGGGUGGAGAUCUCAUCGCCGGUCACCGCUUGGAAGAGAGCCGUGGAAGGCGUUACUCUGGAGUCGAUGUCAAUAUCGCCAUACAGUGGACACACUUUCCACGAAUCGCCAAUUUUUCUUCAUUUUUAUAAGUUUUUGAUAACAAAUUAUAGCGAAAUGAUUGACAAACUGUUUGUUUUGGUGGACGUAUUGACGGCCGUAUUGUUGUCUUUGGUUUGUUAUAAACAAUUGAAUUACUUAUCGGUAUUAGAAGAACAGCGGAUGAAGAAGAACGUCAAAAAAGAGGACAUCAGCCGACUGUCCAUCGAUAGGACUCAGAUUACUGAACGCUCGCUACGAGUGGCCAUUAUAUACCUGUUAUCGCCGUAUUCUGUGCUCUCAUGUGUGGGACAGUCAACGAGUGUAUUCACAAACUUCUUGAUGGCGUUAACUCUAUUGACCACAACUAUGGGUUUGCGAGUGGUGUCGGCCGCUCUGUUGGCGCUCUUAGCCAUUUUCCUCAUCACUGAUCUCUUGUUCGCUUUCGUCAAAAGAGAGUUUUACAUCAGUCAUGGCGUUAAGACAGAACCAGACGGCAAACUCUCACGACUAGAGCUCGCAUUUUAG
Medioppia subpectinata is the source of this 666-nucleotide messenger RNA. The record is from the annotation of a GenBank genome assembly. Lineage: Eukaryota; Metazoa; Arthropoda; Arachnida; Sarcoptiformes; Oppiidae.